Octopus sinensis (East Asian common octopus) is the source of this 411-nucleotide messenger RNA. Its product is annotated as histone-lysine N-methyltransferase SETMAR-like. Lineage: Eukaryota; Metazoa; Mollusca; Cephalopoda; Octopoda; Octopodidae. Gene Ontology annotation, molecular function: nucleic acid binding. The transcript has a single exon. Bases 1 to 411 code for a protein of 136 amino acids. The record is from RefSeq and is a predicted model, not a curated record.
AUGGCCUAUCCUGGAAUAUUACUUGAAAAGAAGUCUACAGACACCAGUGUAGACUACAGAGAAAUGCUGACCAACAAACUGGAACGAGGAAUUCGCACCAAACACCGAGAACUAUUGUCAAAUCAAGCGUUAUUGUUGCACGUCAAUGCCGACCCAUAUACAGCCACUCAUUCCAGUGAAACUAUUGAAAAAUUGGAUUUCAUCUUGCUGAAACACAUUGCAUACAAUCUAGAUCUCUUCUCUUUCAAUUAUUACCUCUUUAGACCGCUCAAACAUCCUUCACGAUGUCGUCGAUUUUCUAUGGACGAAGCACAGGAAGCGGUGCGUAAAGAGCUGUGCAAUCAGCCGAAAACCUUUUCCGAUGGAAUAAGCAAGUUUGUAGACUACUGGAAGAAUUGUAUCGAAAAAUAA